AUGGCAACUAGCUUGAGCGAUAUUAAUAAUAAAAAUCUAUAAUCAUUUAGUAGCUUUUAGGAAAACAAGUCAUCUUAAGAGUUAAUUAAGCAGUCAUUCACUUUAGGAGUGUUUGGAUUCGAAUAAAGUGGAAAGUCUACUCUCAUUAAUAGAUUUAAGGGCUAUAAAUUAUUGAUAGAAGAAGAUUCUGGAGUUUUAACUUUUAAAAGAUUUUAGAUUCAAACGAACUAUGGAAAUUUUGAUAUUAAAAGCAUUGAAUUUCCAGAUAAAUAAUAUGUCUUCGACGAAAAAAACUUAAAUACUUAUAAAUAGCAAAUGAUGAAUAUUUAAAUUGCUAUCAUUUUAUUUGAUCAUACUUCAAUAAAGUCUUUGCAUGAGAGUAUGAAAAUAUUGGAUGAAAUAAAGUAGUAAAGAGAGGAAUUACCAAUAAUAGUGGCUGGAAAUAAAAUAGACUCAUUUUAGAGAACAAUUUCUAAGUAGCAUUUGAAAGAAUAAAAAAUAGAUGAACUAAAAAAUUAUUUUGAUAUUUCUGCCAUUUCUAAUUACAACUUAGAAAAAAUGUUUACCAAAUUGUUAAGGAUUUUAACUCAGAAUGAAGAGAUUGUCCUUGUUAGUGGAGCUAAUUUUAAGUAACACGAAUUGAAUGUUGAUCCUAAAAUAUAUCAAUAAAUGGAGCUUGAAGAAAAAUUUAAAAAAUAACUUCUGGAGGCAGGUGGUGGAGUGAUAUGA
Molecule: messenger RNA, 729 nt
Organism: Tetrahymena thermophila SB210
Lineage: Eukaryota; Ciliophora; Oligohymenophorea; Hymenostomatida; Tetrahymenidae
Product: ADP-ribosylation factor family protein
Exons: 5
Biological process (GO): ribosomal subunit export from nucleus; protein import into nucleus
Cellular component (GO): nucleus; cytoplasm
Molecular function (GO): GTP binding; GTPase activity
Source: RefSeq, a predicted model, not a curated record